UCCCAAGUGUUCUGUCCCCAUCUCUCUCUCUCUCUCUCUCUCUCUCUCCUUGUCCGAACGGAAAGAAAAGGCCCAAAAACUAACUGAAAAAAAAAAAAAAAAAAACCAGACCCAACGGAAAGAAAAGGAAAGGAAAAAAACCCCAAAACCCAAGCUUUGAGGCGUAGAUCGCCGGUUCCCGGCAUGGGGAACCGGAAAAUUCUGACGCAGCAGCCGCCAGCGGCGGCUUUUUCCGGUUAAAUGCAAGGAAGGAUUCGUGGGGAAUCUGACACAGCAAGAGAAAGUCCCAAUUCAUGCGAUGGAAGAAGAAGGAGAUUAGCGAAGAAGAAGAAGAAGAAGAAGAGGAAGAGGCGAAUAAGGACGGAAUGGCGUCGACCGCUGCAAACGCCACCGCCGCUUCCAUAGAUUCCAUCACAGUAUCGACGACGACGACAACGACAGUUGCCGAAGACAUGACAGUGAAGGCCAUCCACAAGCGCUACGAGGGCCUGAUCACCGUCCGUACAAAGGCCAUCAAAGGCAAGGGCGCCUGGUACUGGGCCCACCUUGAGCCCAUGCUCGUCCACCACUCCGACACCGGCCUUCCAAAGGCAGUCAAGCUCCGAUGCACCCUCUGCGACGCCAUCUUCUCCGCAUCGAACCCUUCCCGCACCGCCUCUGAGCACCUCAAGCGCGGAACCUGCCCCAAUUUCGCUUCCACUCCCAAGCCCAUCUCUUCGAUCUCCCCUCCGCCGCCUGUCCAGUCUUCCCAGGCCCCUGUUUCCGUGGGUCCCACUGCUUCGUCACGGAAGCGAGCGUUGUCGGCAUCCUCUUCUUACCAAAUUCCCCCCCUGGCGGUCAUCGACCCGUCCCGCUUCUGCACCGACAUCGUCUAUUCAGCGACCGUAGCUGCGCCGGCCCCACCUCAGCAACAGCAUUUGGUGCUUUCUGGUGGGAAGGAGGAUCUUGGAGCUCUAGCUAUGCUUGAGGACAGUGUCAAGAAGCUGAAGAGCCCGAAAGCAUCACCGGGUCCUACCCUCAGCAAGGCUCAGAUAGACUCUGCAGUCAGCCUCCUCGCCGACUGGCUUUAUGAGUCGUGCGGUGCUGUCUCCUUCUCCUGCUUCAAGCAUCCUAAAUUCAAGGCCUUCCUUCAUCAAGUGGGCCUCCCUCCCAUUGCUCGCCGUGAGCUCGUUGGCCCCCGAUUGGACGCUCGCUAUGAGGAGGUGAGAGCAGAAUCGGAAGCUAAGAUCCACGAUGCCAUGUUCUUUCAGGUCGCUUCUGAUGGGUGGAAGCCCCGCAGCGGUGCCACUGCUGCUGAAGCUGAGAAUCUCGUUAGCCUGACCGUUAAUCUCCCUAAUGGCACCAGCGUGUUCCGGAAGGCGGUUUUCACGAAUGGGCGUGCCCCGUCCAAGUACGCUGAGGAGAUUCUGUGGGAGACGAUCACGGGCAUCUGCGGCAGCGCAGUCCACCGAUGCGUGGGGAUAGUUGCUGACAAGUUCAAGGCGAAGGCACUGCGGAAUUUGGAGGAUCAGAACCAUUGGAUGGUGAACCUCUCCUGCCAGCUCCAAGGCUUCAGCAGCCUGAUCAAAGAUUUUAGCAAGGAGCUCCCGCUCUUCCGGACUGUCGCCGAUAACUGCCUCAAGCUUGCCAACUUCUUCAACACCAAGUCACAGGUACGGAACAGCUUCCACAAAUACCAAUUACAAGAACUUGAGCAUGCUGGGCUGCUUAGAGUUCCGCCCAGCGUGAGCGGUGGUGGAAACAUAGACUUCGCAUUUGUUUACACAAUGUUGGAGGAUAUAAUGAGUUCUGCCCGCCCACUCCAGUUGGCGGUGCACGAUGAAUCAUAUAAGGCAGUCUGCGUUGAAGACCCAGUUGCUCGGGAGGUGGCAGAUAUGGUUCGGGAUGUGGGGUUUUGGAAUGAAUUGGAGGCUGUGCAUUCACUUGUCAAGCUGAUCAAAAUGAUGGCCCAGGAGAUGGAAAUGGAGAGGCCGUUGGUUGGGCAAUGCCUGCCGCUCUGGGACGAGCUGCGGGCCAAGGUGAAGGAUUGGUGCUCGAAAUACAAUGUUGCAGAAGGGGCAGUCCAGAAGGUGAUUGAGAGGCGGUUCAAGAAGAAUUACCAUCCAGCGUGGUCCGCUGCAUUCAUACUGGACCCGCUUUACUUGAUGCGCGACAACAGCGGGAAGUAUCUCCCACCAUUCAAGUGCCUGACGUCUGACCAAGAGAAAGACGUCGAUAGGCUGAUAACCCGGUUGGUGUCGAGGGAGGAGGCCCACAUUGCGUUGAUGGAGCUCAUGAAGUGGCGAUCAGAAGGGCUUGACCCACUCUAUGCACAGGCAGUCCAGGUGAAGCAGCGGGACCCCACAACGGGGAAGAUGAAGAUCGCAAACCCACAGAGCAGUCGCCUGGUUUGGGAGACGUGCUUGAGCGAGUUUAAGUCAUUGGGGAAGGUGGCAGUGAGGUUGAUCUUCCUUCACGCAACAUCGUGCAGUUUCAAGUGUAAUUGGUCGUUCUUGAGGUGGGUUUGCACCCAUGGGCACUCAAGGGUGGGAAUGGACCGGGCCCAGAAGAUGAUAUUCAUCGCGGCUCACUCCAAGCUCGAGAGACGAGACUUCUCCAAUGAGGAAGAGAAGGACGCAGAGCUAUUUGCAAAUGGUGAGGACGAUGUGCUCAAUGAGGUUUUCGUGGAUGCAUCCUCAGUGUAACAUUUUUACCUGUAGAAUUGAAUUGUAAGAUUAUUGAAUUCUUUCGACUCUCUGUGUCCUUGUUGUUCACAAUUCUUCUGAUGGAGAUUUUGGGGAGGCGAAGAAGAGGAGGGACGCAAGAGGGACAGGAUCAUCACUGAUCAUGAUUCAAAAGGAACUGGCAUCCCCGGCUCGGACAUGAUUUUGGGACUCUUGGGUUUGGUUGGCAUCCCCUGCCCAGACAUGAUUUUGGGAUUCUUGGGUUUGGUCGGCAUCCCCUGCCCAGACAUGAUUUUGUGGAUAUUGGGUUUGGCCGUCACCCCACCUCCGGAACAUGAUUUUGGGAAUUAUUGGAUUUGAAGAAAGAAUCUCUUCUUGUUUAUAAGAUAGAAUGCUGGAGGAGCAAAGCGGAAAGAAUGAUGUAGCAUUUUGGUUCCUAGAGUAAUUGGGAUAAAUAAUAUUUAUGAAGAGGAGGUUUUACUUGGUUUGAAGAUCGGAAACUGCAGUCAAGAUGGGCGUUUCUUUCUUUUUCUUUCUUGUUGGUUUGAAUCAUUUAGCCUUGACAAACCAACUAACCAUGAUUAUUCUGUACACUAAUUGGAUUUGUUUUCUUCAGUAUGUAUCUAUGAAUGUUUAUGCAGGACUGAUAAUUUGAAGGUAAAAUUUUCUCAGAA
This is a messenger RNA of Magnolia sinica, 3337 nucleotides long. RefSeq lists its product as uncharacterized. NCBI's taxonomy places the organism in Eukaryota, Viridiplantae, Streptophyta, Magnoliopsida, Magnoliales, Magnoliaceae. The coding region runs from base 294 to 2684 and encodes 796 amino acids. The record is from RefSeq and is a predicted model, not a curated record. The transcript has a single exon.